GCCGGCGGCGCCGUGCGAUCGCCCGCCGAUCUGCUGGCGGAGGGCGCGGGGGCGGCGGAGGCUUCCGAGGAGGCGCCCUGGGGCGGCGCGGACGAGGCCUCCGAAGAGACGCUCUGGGGCGGCGCGGCAGGCCAGGAGGAGGGCGCGCCCCCGUCGGGCCCGCCCGCGGCGGGCCCGCGCGAGCCGCGGCCGCAGAGGCGGGGCCCGGGCUCUGAGCAGCGCCUCCUCGCGGGGCCGCCGGAGGCGCUGGGCGCGGCGCUGGCGGCAGCGAGGCCCUCCAGGACCGCGCCGCGCGAGCCGGGCUGCUACGUCCGCUCGCCGGCGGGCUGCCCGGGCAGCCCGCAGUUCGCGCUCGCGGGCUGGACCCGCGACUACUUCGGAGAGGAGCACCGGGCGGCGGGGAGCAGCCGCGCGGCGUGCGAGGUCGAGCGGAGGGCACACUUCGCGGGCCUCUGCGGGGUUCCCGAGGUGGAGGCGCGGCUGGUCCCCGAGGCGGAGGGCGCGUCCUGA
Prorocentrum cordatum is the source of this 510-nucleotide messenger RNA. NCBI's taxonomy places the organism in Eukaryota, Dinophyceae, Prorocentrales, Prorocentraceae. The record is from the annotation of a GenBank genome assembly.